AUGGCCUCACAGAACCGCGACCCGGCUGCUGCUAGCGCCGCCGCCGCCUCCCGUAAGGGGGCUGAGCCUGGGGCGGGCGCGGCCCGAGGGUCCGUGGGCAAGAGAUUACAACAGGAAUUGAUGACCCUAAUGAUGUCUGGAGAUAAAGGAAUUUCUGCCUUCCCAGAGUCAGACAAUCUCUUCAAAUGGGUCGGGACCAUCCAUGGUGCUGCUGGGACUGUAUAUGAAGAUCUGAGGUACAAGCUUUCUCUGGAGUUCCCCAGCGGCUAUCCAUAUAAUGCUCCCACAGUGAAAUUUGUCACACCCUGCUACCAUCCUAAUGUGGACACCCAAGGCAAUAUCUGUUUGGACAUUCUCAAAGACAAGUGGUCAGCUCUGUAUGAUGUCAGGACCAUCCUACUCUCUAUCCAGAGCCUGCUGGGAGAACCCAAUAUUGAUAGCCCAUUGAACACACAUGCUGCUGAGCUUUGGACAAACCCUACAGCCUUUAAAAAGUACCUGCUGGAAACCUACAUGAAGCAGGUGACCAGCCAAGAGCCCUGACCCUGACUGCCCAGCUUCCUUUGCCUUCAUCUUGUGUGUGUGUGUAUGUAUGUAUCUAUGUGUAUGUAGCCUUUUCCUUCCUGAAGACCUAUCUUCUCUCUUCUGUCCAGUUCUCUGUCACAGACUGUUUUCCUUUUCUUCUGAUGUUUUUCUUUUCUUUCUUUGUUCAACUCUAGUCCAGUCCUCAACAUUAAUGUAUAAAUAAAUUUUGUUUUGUUUUUUAAAA
Molecule: messenger RNA, 769 nt
Organism: Gracilinanus agilis (Agile Gracile Mouse Opossum)
Lineage: Eukaryota; Metazoa; Chordata; Mammalia; Didelphimorphia; Didelphidae
Gene: UBE2C
Product: ubiquitin conjugating enzyme E2 C
Exons: 6
Coding region: 1-543 (180 amino acids)
Source: RefSeq, a predicted model, not a curated record